GUGUCAAUAAAUGAGUGAUAGCAACUGUUUGAAAAAUUAUUUUAUUAGUAGGUAUAUUGCAACGCUUUUUAUAUAGAAUUUUUAAAAUGAUUCUUUCAAUGGUAAUUAACCUAUUAAAUUUACUUUUUUUUACUAUUAUUUAUUCAAUUAAGGGUGCAAUUAUCAAUAAUUAUUGGCCAAAAACUAAUGAGCUGGCACAACAUGUAAAUCAAUUAAAGCAUGAUCAGCCUGAUUUAGUAGAACAUCAUUUUCAAUCACAUAAAAAUUCAAAUCAUAUAACAAACGAAUUGAAUACAGUUCCUCGUUGUAUGAUCGAUUUAUUAGGUCCUUCAUUAGGACAAGAAAAUAUAUAUUCAAAACCCGUUUACGAUUUACAAGGACGACGACCCGUUUUUAAACUAGAAAAAUAUUCAUAUCAAAAUAAAAAUGUGCAAACGGGAAACUAUAGUUACACAAAGAAAACCAGAAAGCCAAAAAAAGUAGUUGAAUAUGAAGUAAUAGAAGAAAUUACGGAAGAAACUGUGGAGAAUGACGACGAUGACGAUGACGAUGAUAGUGAUGAUGAUGACGAUUCCGAAGAUGAUGACGAUGACGAAAACGAUGAUGAAGAUGAUGACGAUGAUGACGAUGAUGAUGACGACGAAGACGAAGACGAUGACGAUGAAGACGAUGACGAUGAUAAUGACAAUUAAAAUAGUAAUUAAUAAGAUAAUUUAAACGUUAUUAUACCAGUAAAAAUGUCAAUAAAUGUAAUAAAUCAAAAUAAUUAAAAUCAUACAAUAAAAACAUCAUUUUUUUUUAAA
Molecule: messenger RNA, 803 nt
Organism: Daktulosphaira vitifoliae (grape phylloxera)
Lineage: Eukaryota; Metazoa; Arthropoda; Insecta; Hemiptera; Phylloxeridae
Exons: 2
Coding region: 87-692 (201 amino acids)
Source: RefSeq, a predicted model, not a curated record